Molecule: messenger RNA, 825 nt
Organism: Brugia malayi
Lineage: Eukaryota; Metazoa; Nematoda; Chromadorea; Rhabditida; Onchocercidae
Exons: 5
Coding region: 1-825 (274 amino acids)
Source: RefSeq, a predicted model, not a curated record
AUGAUUGAAAAAAUUUUCCGAAAACAUUUUAUAUCAUUUGCCACAAUCUUUUUUGUUGUUUGUGUUAUCAGAAAUGGAAUUGUUAUUGCAACAGUAGCAAGGAAAAUAUGGACCGAAGAAGAUGAAACUCGAAGAAUUCAACAGAUAAUGGAAGCGGAAGAAAUGGAGUAUGAAAUGGAGCAACGCUCCCAGUCUGUUAUUAGUGAUAAUGAUGUAUUACGGAAAGAUUAUCAGUAUUAUCCGAUGACUAAACGUUAUCAGUAUACAAAAGAAACAGUGGCGCCAGUUACAUUUCCUAGUGUUGUAACUACCAAAUCAGAUGACAGUUAUUGGUGCUAUCAUUGUACAAGUCCACUAAACAUAAUGGGUGGAAAUAUGCAACAUGCAAUUGAAAAAUUUUUACGUAUUCGUCGAACAGUUUAUCCAAUUCACGUAAAAAGUUCACGAUGUUCGGAACCACGUAAUCUGACGGAAUUAGCUGUAGAAUAUUGUCGACAUCCAUACUGUCAAACGUUAAUUUUAACAGAUCAUGAUACGGGUUCGGCCUUUACAAUGCGCGGUUGUGCGGAAACAUUUGGAGCAAUAAAUGAGAAGUUACUUGAUGCACGUGAUGAUAACACAUGUCAAAGAUUACAUGAACAGCUUGAUAUACAGGAAUGUAUCUGUAGGCAUCGACGUUAUUGCUAUCCAGGCGCAAAACGUCGACUUUUUGACGCAUCAUCAUCAACAAUAUUAGUGGCAUUAGCACCAACUAAUGAUGUAAUAUCCAUAUUUUAUCAUCUUUUAUUAAUUUGUUUAUCAAUCAUAUUUUAUUAUCACUUUUAA